This is a messenger RNA of Corticium candelabrum, 1963 nucleotides long. RefSeq lists its product as uncharacterized. The transcript has a single exon. Lineage: Eukaryota; Metazoa; Porifera; Homoscleromorpha; Homosclerophorida; Plakinidae. The record is from RefSeq and is a predicted model, not a curated record. Bases 34 to 1869 code for a protein of 611 amino acids.
GUAAACUACUCGGGUCUGCCAUUAUUUCUAAGUAUGCUUCUGUUCUCUCUACUUUUCACAAUCUUUGGAGUUGCCACGAGUACUAAUCCACCCUACCAAAACUACACGAUAACUCUCGCUCGCAAUGCAACGCCUCAAGAAGCGUACGCAGCAAGAGACCUCGCCAAGUGGCUCAACAACAUGACCAACAUCGCAUUUACCAUCACUUCACCACAAGACGCCAUAAAGCGAAACGUCCCACAGCUGGCAGUCGGUCCAGACGCAGCGCUAGCGAUCGGAGCCGCGUCCGAACAACAGCUGAUCAACAUGUCGGAAGACGAAGUACUAAUCACGUCACAAAGAGCUCCAAAUGUGGCAAUGACGGGCGGACGAGGAAAGAAACGAGGAACACUAUACGCAGUUGUGAGAUUCCUACACCAUAUCGGGUACCGUUGGUAUGCACCAGAUGAGAUAUUUGUUCCUGAUUUCGACAAGUCCAGACCCGUUCCGUCUGUUGAUGAGUCCUACAGACCAGUUUUGAACCAGCGAGAUCAUGAUGAGCAUACCACUCAAGGAGACCCUGAAUGGUGGAUACACAACUACUUGAAUGGUUACUCUUGCUCCGAUUGUCCCAAUGAGAGUCAGGGGGGUCACUUCGAGUAUGUACCGGGAUACAGUGUGCACACAUACUACAAGCUUGUGCCGCCCGACAAAUACUUUCGUGUUCAUCCCGAAUGGUAUUCUCUCAUCAGUGGAGUUCGUACUUUCCAAUUCGACGGCCAUCUCGCUCAACUCUGUCUCACCAACGAGUCUCUUUUGGCUUUCGUUGUCGACCAAGUGAAGUCUCUCUUGAAAGCAAAUCCGACUGCUAAUCUCAUAUCAGUAACUCAAAACGAUGUGAAUGGUGGUAACUGUGAGUGUGACAGAUGUAAAGCCGUCGAGGCAGCUAAUGGUGGUGCACAUUCUGGUCCCACACUCAGGUUUGCCAAUCUUGUUGCCGAUGCUAUUAAAGACGAGUUUCCCAAUGUAACCGUCACUCAACUGGCAUACCAGUACACUAGAGCUCCACCGACACACGAAGUCCCACACUCUAAUGUUGCUGUCCGUCUCUGCUCCAUCGAGUGUGACUUCGCCCGGCCUCUCAGUGAUCCCAACAACGCUGCAUUUCAAAAGGAUAUACUGGGCUGGAGCAAGAUUGCCACUCGACUCCACAUCUGGAAUUAUGUAACCGACUUUGGCAACUUCAUACAACCAUUUCCCGAUUGGCACGUCCUCGGGCCAAACAUCCGAUUUCUGUCUGCACACAGUGCAAAGGCGAUAUACGAAGAGGGAAAUUAUCAGUCCAAAGGCGGGGAAAUGCAAGAGAUGAGGGCGUGGGUGAUGGCACAGAUGAUGUGGGACCCUUCACAAAACGAUAGUCUACUUAUUCAAGAGUUCAUCCAUAGCUACUAUUCGGAUCAAGCCGGUCUACUCAUCUUGAAGUACAUGGAUAUAAUUGAAAGGAGUGUUCACGAUACAUCGGCUUAUGUGACUGAGCAUGACCCACCUACAGCAAAAUUUCUUACAGCAAAUGCUGUCCUCCAAUCGUUGCAUGUCUUAGCGUCGGCUGUCAGUGUGGCUAUGAAUACACCAUUGCGACCAUACAAAACACGAGUUAUGAAUGCUAUGCAGCCUGUCUUGUAUGUCACUCUGUUACGUUGGAAUGAAAUUUGUCAGUAUCAUCGGCACAAUGACACUCAGCCUUGGCCUCUGCCUCGCAGCAUCUCAGAUGCCUAUAAUCAGUUUGCACGGGUUUUCAACGAUAUUGGAGGUACACGAUUGAGCGAAUCGGGACACGACCUAAAGUGGCUGCAGAGCCAGUUGAACAUGACGGCCACAUGUGACCCCUAGUGUUGAUCACACGUCACGACCUACUAUUGACUGUUUUGCUGCUAAUUCAGUCAGUAGCCUCAGAUAUCAAUACAAUCAUGUCUUGUUACAUUGA